Molecule: messenger RNA, 583 nt
Organism: Schistosoma curassoni
Lineage: Eukaryota; Metazoa; Platyhelminthes; Trematoda; Strigeidida; Schistosomatidae
Source: the annotation of a GenBank genome assembly
UUAUGAUCUAUUAAAUUAAUUAUAUCUUUUGUAUUCUUAUUAAAUGAAAAUGGUAUGUAAAGUAUUUUUCAUAAUAAUUAAAAAUGAAAAAGUAAAUGAAUCGAUGCAAUGUACAAAUGAUUCAUUUGUAGAUUUUAUAACAUUAACAUUGGAACAGAUGGAAAACUUCACAUACUUGGUGAGUAUCAUUGAUGAAAUACGAGGAUCUGAUGCACAUGUGAAGGUAAGUAUUGGUAAAGUGAGUACAGCAUUCCUACAAUUGAAGAACAUAUGGAAUACAAAACAACUGUCUGUCGACCAACAUUACAGUCAGAAUCUUCAAUACGAAAAUCAAGACAGUUCUACUGUACGCAGCUGAAACGUGAAUAACUACUACAAAUAUCAUCAAAAAUUUACAAGUAUUUAUCAACAAUUUGUUAGGAUAUUCAGGAAAAUAUCCCAAAAAUUAUUCUGUUAAGUCUAACGCUAUCAUUGGACUUGAGAUGGUAUCAUUUUUCCUACUUCUCAAUACUUAUUUCACGUGUCAUUUUCCUGUUGGCCAAAUAUUGUACAAAUGUUAUUUUCUAUUUUAUGGUACGAUGUG